AUGAGCGAUAAAAGUGACGAUGUGGAGAAAACAUCGAAAGAAAUGGAUAGGUCCAACAAAAACCGAAUAAAAAGUAUCUCAGAUGAUAAACGCCAAGAUAAAAACGAAGGACAAGUAAACGCCGGAAUCAUGACCCGGGCACAAAGAAAGAAAUCUGAAUUUAAUACGAGCAUACAGGGUGAGUCGGUUAAUUUUAAUAAUUAUGAAGAAAUAAAUAUAUUAGAAGAUAAAGAUGAUACAAAUACCUUAGUCAAUCAAAGCACAGAUGAAUUAUUUAGGCCUCGGAGUUCCUUAACAAGGACACCACCUAACGGAAUUACCGAAAGUAUAGGAAAAGUGGAAAACGAACCACAAUUGUCUAAAAAAAGAGCACGAGCUGACUCUAGCCCCGCAAACUUAGAAAGAUUGAAAAUGUUAAAAGAGACAGAAAAAACACAAGUUCCAAAAGAACGCGUAGAAAAUAACGAAAUAAUUACGCACCAUAAUGAAGUUCAUACUACCAAUAUGAUAGAUGACAUUAUGAACUCGUUAGAGAUUUUACACGACUUUCUAGAGAACAACGAAACAUCGGAAACGAAAAAGAAGAAGGAAACGGAAGCCAAGUCUGCGUUGUUUAAGACACAUAAAUGCGUCACUGCCCUUGCUUACAGAAUAGGAUACCUGGAAAAUGAAAUAAAGCAUCUUACUAGAACUCAAAUUCAAACUCCUACAAUGCCAAUCCCUGAGUUAUCUAGCGAGUCAACAACAGCCAACAUAUUUACAGAAAAGACCUACUCAAUGGUUGCCCAGAGAAAGCACGAAGAUAGAACAACGCAAAAUACUAUCACCGAGUGGAAAACUCCGCCAAAGCAAGAUAAACACGAAAUAUUAAUUAAAAUUCAGGAAGAAAAAAAUGCAAAAGUGGUACUAAGUGAAAUAAAACAAAGUCUUCUUAAAAAUAAUGUCAAUGAAACUAUUAAAAGUGUAAACCAAUUACAAAGUGGUGGAGUGAUUAUGCAAUGUAAUAGUGCUGACCAACAAAAAAAGAUUAAAGAAGCACUAGGAAGUUCAGGAAAUUUCCUAAUAAAAGAAAAUAAUGAUACAGAUCCAAUGCUGAUGAUAACAGGAAUUACGAAGGGAUAUGAACCACUUGAAUUUAUAAACGAAUUAGUGGAACAAAAUUCAGACAUUAAAAUAAGUCUUGGAGAAUCUGUCAUGUCAAAAAUAAGAUUUGUCACAAAAAAAGAUUGUAGAAAUAAUCGGAGAGAAAACUGGAUUUUACAAAUGCCGCCUGAUAUUUUCAAGUGGUUCAUACAAAAUGAAAAAAUUAGCUUUGACUUGACCAAGAAUGAGGAUGCUUUAUUAUGUGAUUAUUUCGAUAAUCAAAAACAAUUAGACAAUGACAAGAACGAUCCCCAAAGCCUGUUAGAUGCUAAUAUAAGUCUCACAUUUGAAAUACCAAAAACCAAUAUUAUAGAUCCAAUUGACAACUUUACCGAUGCUACAGAAUUUGACUUCCCGGAACACAAUCAAUCUUCUUUUAAUAAAAAUUAUGGGCUAAACAAAUCAGAUGCUGAAACAGAAAACGAAUCAUUAAAUAUAUUGGAUAAAUAA
Molecule: messenger RNA, 1593 nt
Organism: Psylliodes chrysocephalus
Lineage: Eukaryota; Metazoa; Arthropoda; Insecta; Coleoptera; Chrysomelidae
Source: the annotation of a GenBank genome assembly